CAUACACCAGACACCACCACUCAAGCAGCCAUGUCCAAGUCAUUCACGGCAGAACAAGUCAAGCAGCACAACACAGAGAAGGACAUCUACAUCAUCGUCGACGAUGGCGUGUAUGACAUGUCUUCCUUCCUAGACAACCACCCAGGUGGCAAGAAGAUUGUCCUCAAGGUCGCUGGACAGGAUGCAUCCAAGCAAUUCUGGAAGUACCACAACAAGGCUAUUCUCAACAAGUACAAGCCCAAGCUGCAGGUCGGUACCAUUGGUGGCGGUGGCGAGACUGCCCCUGCAAAGAAGAGCGAGGCCAAGAAGGUCAUUGACUCCGCUGUUCCCUCUAAUGUUAACGGUGUCGCCGUUCCAUCCGUCAAAGCUUCAUCUCCGGUUCAGGAUGCACCUGCCGAGAAGGAUUUCUUUGGUGACAUGGUUCCCUACGCCGAUCCAUCCUGGUACCAAGGCUGGGCCUCUCCCUACUACAAGGAGUCCCACAAGAGACUUCGCGAGGAAGUCCGUGAGUGGGUGGAAGCAGAGAUUAUGCCCAACUGCCAUGAAUGGGAUGAGGCAAAGUCCAUGCCUGAGUCCGUCUACCGACAAAUGGGCGAACGUGGAUACCUGUGCGGAGCCAUUGGUUUGAAAUUCCCAAAGGAGUACACUGACAUUCGCGUCAAAUCCGUCUCCCCCGAAGAAUGGGACCACUUCCACGAGCUCAUCUUGACUGACGAGUUGGCUCGUUGCGGUUCCGGUGGUGUGGUUUGGAAUUUGCUCGGUGGCUACGGUAUUGGUUUGCCACCUCUCUUCAAAUUCGGCCAAGCAGCUCUUAAGAAGCGUGUUAUCCCAGACAUCAUUGCCGGCAAGAAGCGCAUCUGUCUCGCCAUUACUGAACCCGAUGCAGGUUCUGACGUUGCCAACCUGACUUGUUCGGCAAAGUUGUCACCAGAUGGCAAGCACUACAUUGUCAAUGGUGAGAAGAAGUGGAUCACAAACGGUCUUCUUGCAGACUACUUUACAACUGCCGUGCGUACUGGCGGUGACGGCAUGAAGGGUGUUUCCUUGCUCUGCAUUGAAAAGACAAUGCCCGGCAUCACCUGCAAGCAGAUGAAGUGCAUGGGUGUCUGGUCUUCUGCCACCACUUACAUCACCUUUGAGGACGUCAAAGUCCCAGUCGAGAACCUCAUUGGCAAGGAAAACGAGGGCUUCAAGGCCAUCAUGCAAAACUUCAACCACGAACGUAUCGGCAUCAUCAUCCAGUCCAACCGAUUCGCCCGUGUCUGCUACGAAGAGGCAUUCAAGUACUCCCUCAAGCGCAAGACCUUUGGCCAGCGUCUCUUUGACCACGGUGUCAUCAACAUGAAGCUCGCUCAGAUGGGCCGUCAGCUCGAAGCCGCACACGCUAAACUCGAGGAAGUCAUCUACCAGACACAAGUCAUGGGUGACACGGAAGCCAUGCUCAUGCUCGGUGGUGCCGUUGCCGGUCUCAAAGCACAGUCGACACUCAUGUUUGAGUACUGCGCUCGUGAAGCUGCUCAGAUCUUUGGUGGUCUGUCCUACACCCGUGGCGGACAAGGUGAAAAAGUCGAGCGUCUCUACCGUGACGUGCGAGCAUAUGCCAUCCCCGGUGGUUCUGAGGAAAUCAUGCUUAAUCUGUCCAUCAAGCAAGGUACAAAAGUCAACCAGGCAUUGGGUCUCAAGCUUUAAGCUAUCAAUUCAUGCGUUUUCUUCUUUACAGG
Molecule: messenger RNA, 1721 nt
Organism: Protomyces lactucae-debilis
Lineage: Eukaryota; Fungi; Ascomycota; Taphrinomycetes; Taphrinales; Protomycetaceae
Product: acyl-CoA dehydrogenase
Exons: 4
Coding region: 31-1689 (552 amino acids)
Molecular function (GO): flavin adenine dinucleotide binding; oxidoreductase activity, acting on the CH-CH group of donors; heme binding
Source: RefSeq, a predicted model, not a curated record